UGCCGACCCGAUGGUUGGACUGGUCUGGCGCGGAAUUGAAGGCCCCUGGCGAGCGUCGCGGGGGGCUGGACGUGGGGAGUCAGGGCGGAGCCCAGGCAGCGGGAUUCGGGGUGGUUGAGGAGGAGCGGAGGACCUGCUGGGAUUGGGCGGAGGCCGGCGAUCGGUGGCGCUGCAGCUUCAGGUGUUCCGGAGGCUCCACGUCGCCUGGCGCCUGCGGCUUCCGAGAGCUUAGGUGGUUCUCAGCGUCUGGAGCCGGCCUGCGGUUCCCGCGAGGACAUGGCUGGGCCGGGUCCGGGAGACCCAGACGAGCAUUACGAUUUCCUGUUCAAACUGGUGCUAGUGGGCGAUGCGAGCGUGGGCAAGACGUGCGUGGUGCAGCGCUUCAAGACCGGAGCUUUCUCGGAGCGCCAGAGCAGCACCAUCGGCGUCGACUUUACCAUGAAGACGCUGGAGAUCCAGGGCAAGCGAGUCAAGCUGCAGAUCUGGGACACAGCUGGCCAGGAGCGAUUCCGCACCAUUACUCAGAGCUACUACCGCAGUGCCAACGGGGCCAUUCUUGCUUAUGACAUCACCAAGAGAAGCUCCUUCCUGUCAGUGCCUCAUUGGAUCGAGGAUGUGAGGAAGUAUGCAGGCUCCAAUAUUGUGCAGCUGCUGAUUGGGAACAAGUCAGACCUUGGUGCGCUCCGAGAGGUCCCUUUGGCUGAGGCACAGAGCCUAGCAGAGCACUACGACAUCCUGUGUGCCAUUGAGACGUCUGCCAAGGACUCAAGCAACGUGGAGGAGGCCUUCAUGAGGGUAGCCACGGAGCUGGUCAUGAGGCAUGGGGGUCCUCUGCUCAGUGAGAAGAGCACCGACCACAUCCAGCUGGAUAGCAAGGACAUUGGAGAAAGCUGGGGCUGCGGGUGCUGACUGGGGUACAGGGCAGGCAGGCAGGCAGGCAGGCAGGCAGGGGCCUCUCCAUCUCCUCUCUCUGGUCUGCCAAGCCCAGCCCUUCAGAGUUGGCCCUCUGUGGUACCAGUGAUUCUAGAGAAGCUUGAUGAAGUCCUGGAAUUAUUCAUCCCAUGGUCUGGAUGCUUGAUAGAAAAGCUACACCAAGGAAGGGAGAACCAGGAUUCUUCUGGCAAGAGGUCUAUUGGUACAGGGUACAGUGUGUGGCCCAUCCUGCCAGUCAGCAGCUGUUCCCUCAGUGUUCUUCUUGUCCUAGGAUAGGCCUGAGCUCAUGAGUAUGGACUGCAGCUGUGGAGGGGCCAGGAAUGUGCUUCCCCAGCUCUAUACAUACUAGUUCUGACCAUUUCACACCUUGUAUCUGCUAAAGCUGUUGCAGCAGGUUGCUGCUUUCCAGGGAUGUGGGUUGUGCUCAGGUCAUUCCAGGGCCUCAAUAUGCAGCUUCAGAGAGUGAGAGCAACCAGCCCAAUAGGCUGGUUUCUGAGCAUAGUCCCAGGGAAGUCCUAACUCUUUCCAGGUGAAGAAACUUAUUUCUUCACUGCCAACUCUAAGCUCAUAGACAUCAUGGGGUCCAGUUUGCUGCCUUAGCAAGACCUCUCAAGUUUUCUGGUUUUCCAUGUAGCUUCUUGUUUUCAUCCACAAAAGUGUAGGGUCAUGGCUCAUACCCAAGUGGGUACUGUUUGCUUGCUUGGGGCCCAAAGUUUUGUCACUCGGGUUGCAAAUCUAGCAAAUUCUUAAGUACCAGGGUCUCAGAAACUUGGUGGUAGGGGAAAUGAGAUAGGAACCUGGAUAUUUAAGGGAAAAAUAAAAUCAUGCAUUCUUGAGGAUCAGGUCUGAGAGUGUCCCUCAGGACCCAGUCUUACCUAUGUGCAGAAAUCUUUCCUGCUAUGUUUAUAGCAUCAGCUCCCCCUGCCCCUCCCAGUCUAUCUUAUAGAGUUUUCCAAACAAAAAAGAUAAGGCCUUGGUAGUUCUGGAUUGGGCUAUUUCACCCACCCUGGGCCCACCUGUCCUCAAUAGCCUCAAUAGCCUCAAUGUGCUCAGGGUGCUUAGGUAAGAAGGCAGGCCAGGGCUGAGAUUAUUGGGGUCUUUGAAGUAGCACUGGGUUCUGUGGUGUGGCUCAGAAGAUUGCAGGAAGUUCCUAAGCCAAUCCCAGUUCCUCCAUGUCAGCCCAGUCCAGCCCCUUUGGCCCCUCGUUGUGGGACCUUUGGAGUGGGAGCAGGGAGCAAGAAGGCUGCCUGGAUUGUGUCCUCAGUGGCCUUACCGAUGGAUAGGUCCCAGUUGCUAGCAUUGAGGGUUUGUGUCUUCCUGGCCACUCCAUUUCAGUGCCUGGGUUCCACCUGCAGAGUAGAAAGUAACUGUCACUGAGGGGUUCCCUAAAGAGGGUUCCAUUGAGGCCAAGGGCAAAGAUUCUCCAGCCCCAUGACCUCUCUGCUAGGGAUUAAUAUUUGGGCAGGGCUGGGCAUUGAACUUGGUCUCCAGCUGGAAGAUAAUGCUUAUGAAGCCCCACCUGCUGCUUUGGGGAGGUAGGGGUACAUGCAAAGGGUCUUGUAGCAGAAGUGUAGGCCUACACUCCUGUGAUUGACUCGCAGCCCCAGUUCUAGCCAAGAGCAUAGGUAACUGCCAGACCACUCUACCCACCAGUCUUGCAGAGCUUAGGGGAGGAGAGAGGCCCGUCUACCUCUCCUUCAUAUGGGUAUCCUUGGCUGGCAUAAGGAUCCAGGGUAGGCACUGGAACAGGUAGCUGGCUGGCGAUGGGCUCAUUUGUUACCCUAGAAUGUGAGCCAUCUCCUCUUCUCUCCCCCUCUGCUCAUAGGCAGGGAGGCCUGAAACCCUGCAAAGUGUGGCUUAGAAGGGGAAAAGAACAGUGGGCCUAGCCUAGGACCAGGGAGGUUUCUUCUUACUGGUAACUUCUUGCUUUACCUAGAAAUCAAGGAACCACUUUGCUUCCUCCCCUUCAAAAUCCCAAAAUGUCAAGUAUUGGGCUGAGUGGAUCUCUUGCUGUCCCAUCCUUCAUGCAUGGAGCAGCCUCACUCCAGAGGUUUAGCCUAGAAAUUGGGGGUUACUUUGGGUUCCUCACUUUUUCUUCCCAUACUACCACAGUGCUGUGGGCUUACCUCCACAGUGCUGUGCCCUCUGCUCCACACAGGCUCAUCCUCUCACCUGGACAUCUCACUGACCUUGGCUCCUGGGCUUCUAGCCUUCACUACCCCAAGCUAUUCUCCUGCUGUUGUCUAAGUGUCAAUUGUGAAAGGUUACUCCUGGCCCUGCCACUCCCCACCCCAUCCCCAGCACCUUCCAGGGUGCCCUUGGGCACUUAGAAUGUUGUCCACACUUGACCCAGAUGUCCAAGACCUUCACAGCUCUAUCUUGGCUUCUUUCCUGUACCUGCUUGUUCCCCAGGAGUACCCUCUUUCCAGGCUAACCCCUUCCUGUCCUCCCCCCACUUACUGACCCUACCCUUUUUGUUCUCUUAUAAUGCCACAAAUGACCCAUUUGGACAUUCCUGAAAACUGACCCCACUCCAGGCUAAUCUCUUGCUCAUAGUACCCUCUAGCAAGAAUGAGUUCUUUCCCCACCCCUUGGCCUGUGAGUUUCCUCCCCCUACUUCCUGGGCUAUUUCUUAUAGUCUCCAAGAGAGAUGUUUUCUGGCCCUCAACUUUAUGCAAAUGCUAGUGCUCAGGGCCUGGCCUACAGUGUGUUAUUGACUGCAUGCCUUGUGAGGUCCCUACUCUAUAGUGACCCAUCGGGCUGGGGCCUCUCUACAUCUGUGGGCUUUAGUCCUGUGAUAGGGUAAGAGAAGAUGGGGCAACUAUUUGAGAUAGGAAACAAGACUUGAUUCCAUUUCCUCUCCUAGCAGCCUCUGGGCAAGAGAACACUUUAAUCUUUUUUUAUAAAUUACCUAAAAAUAGGAGUAGGUGGUGCAAGGGGCCAGGAUGUGGGAGACAGGGCAUUGGUCAGAAGGAGAGCUUGGAAGUGUUGUGACAGCUCAGGCCUGGAGGAAGGCAGUCUGUGGUCUGGGUGAGGCUUAAGUGACAUGGGCUGAGGGAGAACAAAAGGGAAGUUGAUGUAUUAUGGUUAUGGGAGUUGGACUCAGGUGGGCAAGGAACACAAAUCCUGAUUCUUCCUCAGAGAGGUAGUUCCCAGUCCUCCCAGAGGUGUUUUGAUCCCAAAGGCAUGAGCUCCAGUAGAGUUGGAGCUGGAGGAAGCUCCCAAUUCAUAUUGAAUUCAGUUAGUCUUCUCUGGGAGGGCUUCCAGGUGUAGGGCUUCAAGGGUUCUCUCAGACCUAUUGUCCUGGACUGUUAGGAGUGGAGAGGGCUUUAGCUAGCCCAAGGAUGCCAUUUGCAUUUGGGAAUUUUCACAUGAUCUAUUUAUGAAUAUAUAAAUCUUUAUAUCAAAUCUAUUUUUUAAAACAUGGAAAGUUGCCUUUAUGGAAAUUUAGCAGAGCCAGAAUGUACAUAUUCCUAAACCAUUAAGCAGUUUUCUCUAAUGAGCCAGUGGCACCCAAGACUGGUUUGGUUACUUUUGAGCCCAGAGCCAGCCUAGGUGGCCACAUCCCCACAGAUGGUCCCACUUGCUUAGCUUUCCCCAACUUGUCUUUAGGUCUGGGGUGGAAGAUGAGCCUACACACUGCCCACUACCUGUUAUCUGGAUCCCUGUUAAGCUCAUUUUGUCCCAAGCCAGGGUGGGAUCCCCUGGGCAGAGAGGUAGUCAACUGCCUAAGGGGCAGGAAGGAGCUUGGGUUGGGUCCCCUUUCUGCCAGGGAUACGGUGUGUUACUUUGGGUAACUCAUGGUGUCUUUCUGGGCCCAGGUUCCUUCAAUUGGGUUUUGUGGGAGGAGGUUGGGAAUACUGUUUGGUGAUUGCCAGGGGCACCAGGGAUCCCUCAUACUUCUACCACCUUGUGAAGGAGGUCUGUUUCUACCCUUCCAGUGUCUGCUUUUUCAGAUGAGUCAACAGACUUGGGUUGAGAGUUCUUUGUCCAAGCCUUACAGCCAUAAGGAAGUAGAGCCAUGUCAAAAUCUAGAACCCUCAUGAGGGCAAGACUGUUUUUGUUUACUGCUAUAUUCCAGGUGCAGAGAAUGGAUCUAGGCACAUAGGUGCUCAAAGAACUGCUGAGUGCCUGAACUGGCUCCUGGCAUCAGGAAGCCCAUUAAUCCACAGACCAUGAAGAUAACUGAGUCUGCUUUGGCCACUCACAAAAAGAGGCCUCUGUCCGCCCUGACUGGUGUGGCUCAAUGGGUUAGGCAUCAUUCUGCAAACCAAAAGGUUGUUGGAGGUCAGUCCACGGUUGGGGAUGUAUAAGAGGCAACCAAUCCAUAUUUCUCUCACACACUGAUGUUUCUCUCGCUCUUUUUCUCCCUCUUUUCCCCUCUCUCUAAAAAUAAAAAUAAUAAAAUCUUUUUUAAAAA
This is a messenger RNA of Phyllostomus hastatus (greater spear-nosed bat), 5353 nucleotides long. RefSeq names its product RAB43, member RAS oncogene family (gene RAB43). The record is from RefSeq and is a predicted model, not a curated record. NCBI's taxonomy places the organism in Eukaryota, Metazoa, Chordata, Mammalia, Chiroptera, Phyllostomidae. The coding region runs from base 277 to 909 and encodes 210 amino acids. The transcript has 3 exons. Gene Ontology annotation, biological process: regulation of exocytosis; protein secretion. Gene Ontology annotation, molecular function: GTP binding; GTPase activity.